Molecule: messenger RNA, 828 nt
Organism: Camellia sinensis
Lineage: Eukaryota; Viridiplantae; Streptophyta; Magnoliopsida; Ericales; Theaceae
Source: RefSeq, a predicted model, not a curated record
AUGGCUACUACGGGUGGUUCAUAUACAGGAGCAAGGGCACACCUAUUAAAACUACCAGGAAAGGGAAUUGGUGUUUGUAAGAAAAUUACAAGUCAAAAACUUUCACAAUUGCAAAAUGAGAAUGAUGCUGCUGAAUUGAGAAUUAAAAAUGCUUAUCCCAAAAAUGUACCACUGCCCCCUUCUAGUGUAUCAAUUGGUAGUAGUUGUGCUUAUGAAUCAAAGAAAAAGAGCACAUGUGCAAGUGGGAGUGGAAGUGCGCUUGGGAGUGGGAGUGGGAGUGGGAGUGGGAGUGCUAUUGAGAAAGCAUUCAACAUGAAGGAUAGAGAGCAAUUACAUUUUGAAAUUGCUAGGAUGGGCACAUGGAAGGAAAAAGGGGUGAGCAUUGUUAGUUAUGGUUGGAGUGAUUCUCAAAGGAGGUCUUUGAUUAAUUUUAUGGCGGUGAGUGAAAGUGGGCCUAUGUUUAUUAAGGCAGUUGAUUGUUUUGGAGAAACUAAAGACAAAUAUUUUAUUGCAAAUUUGAUGAAAGAAGUGAUUAAUGAGGUUGGGGCUAGUAAUGUUAAAGUCAUCACGGAUAAUGCUCAUAAUUGUAAGGCAGCUGGACAACUCAUUGAAGCUCAAUUCUCUCAUAUUCUAUGGACUCCUUGUGUAAUGCACACAUUAAAUCUAGUUUUGAAAAAUAUUUGUGCGGCAAAGAAUAUUAAGAGGAAUGAGGUCACAUAUGAAGAGUGUAGUUGGAUUAGUGAUAUUGCCGGAGAUGGUUUGAUGAUUAAGAAUUUUAUCUCUAAUCACUCAAUGCGAUUGGCUAUGUACAAUGAAUUUGUGUCAUAG